Molecule: messenger RNA, 5160 nt
Organism: Penaeus monodon (black tiger shrimp)
Lineage: Eukaryota; Metazoa; Arthropoda; Malacostraca; Decapoda; Penaeidae
Product: endoribonuclease Dicer-like
Biological process (GO): apoptotic DNA fragmentation; pre-miRNA processing; siRNA processing
Cellular component (GO): nucleus; RISC complex; cytoplasm
Molecular function (GO): RNA binding; deoxyribonuclease I activity; DNA binding
Source: RefSeq, a predicted model, not a curated record
AUUCGAGAGUCCCUUAAAGGAGGAAGCAAAAGAACUGUGUUUGUGGUGAACACAGUACCACUUGUCCAUCAGCAGGCAGCAGCCAUUCAGCAGCACACACCCUUUGAAGUUGGCAAGUAUGAAGGCUCCAUGGGAGUUGACUACUGGACAGAUGAGCAUUGGCAGAAUGAACUGGAGAAACAUGAAGUUUUAGUGGUUGUGGCACAGAUCUUUUUGGAUUUAAUAUUACAUGCCAGGUUGCCACUUUCAUCAGUCAACCUCCUGAUUAUGGAUGAGUGCCAUCACACAACAGGCAGUCACCCAAUGCGUGAGAUCAUGAGAGCAUAUGAGACUUUAAAGCAGCACUCCCCAGACAAACUUCCCAGAAUAAUGGGUUUGACAGCUUGUGUGGUUCACCGCAAGUGCAAGAGGAAAGAUGUUUUGAAAUACAUGGAGAGUCUGGAAGCAGCUAUGGAUUGUGCCCUGGUAACCUCUAUUGAUCCAGUAACUGUUCUGAAAUAUACCACAGGGCCUAAGGAAAAACUGAUUUGUUACUUCACAGAGAACAUUACAUCUGACUACCAAGAAACGGUUAAAGCUCAGCUUGCAGGUCUCGAAUGUGACAUCAUAACAGAUUGUUUCAUAAAUGAGAAAGCAAGAAAACAGAUCAAGAAAAAAGUCAAGAAUAUUGAACACAUAAUGUCUGACCUAGGUGACUGGUGUGUUGCUCGAGCUAUAAAGUAUGAAAUUGAACACCUUGAUGAAACUGAAGGAAUGGAGGAAGAUCCAAAAGUCAGAGAGAUAUUGAAGUUGCUGAAGGAGAGGCUGAGAGAUGUAUAUAUUGCAUGCGAACUAAAAGAAAAAUGUAUGUCCAAUCCUCUGGAGCAUAUCACAUUCAAAGUGAAAAGGCUCCUAGAAAUCUUUAGUAAGUGCAAUAAGGAAGUAUUUGGCUUGAUUUUUGUGGAGAGAAGAAACACUGCCAAAAUUCUCUAUGACCUCCUUUUAGAGAUUGCACAACAGAACCCAGUAUUCAGUUUUGUCAGACCCUCCUAUGUUGUAGGAUGCAAUUCGCGUCCAGGCAUUGAUAUACGUCUAGCAGAAUUGGAACUCCGUAAACAGAAGGAAACUUUAGAAAAGUUCAGAAAGGAGGAAACUAAUUUUCUGAUAUCAACAAGUGUUUUAGAAGAAGGAGUAGAUAUUAGGAAGUGCAAUGUGGUGGUUCGCUUUGACAUCCCACAGAAUUACCGUGCAUAUGUGCAAUCCAGGGGAAGGGCUCGUGCUAAACCAUCGGUGUAUCUGUUGAUGGUAGAAGAAGCAAAAGUUAGUGAAAUGCUGGAAUGCAUUGGAGUAUACAGGGAAAUUGAGGCCUCACUUCAAUACUUGUGCCAUGAUCGGAAUUUGCCGACAGCACAGGUAACAAGAAAACAUUUUGAAGAAGAUGAAUACAUAAAGCCCUAUGAACCAUAUGGACCUGUAGGACCAAAGAUUACAAGCAACUCUGCCAUACAACUUGUUAAUUUGUAUUGUGGAAAAUUGCCCUCUGAUAAAUUCACAGAUAAUUUGCCAGAGGUAGUUGAAGAAGUCAAAGAAGGGAUAGUAACUGUUGGGAUCAGACUUCCAAUCAUGGCACCUCUGAAAGACAUGAUAUAUGGUAGUGGAUGGGCAAACAAAGAUCUAGCAAAGAAAUCUGCUGCCCUACAACUUUGUAUCAAAUUGCAUGAGAUGGGAGAGUUAGAUUCCAACUUACGACCAAAGGAAAGUAGUGAUGAUAGCUUAGUAGAAGGGUUGGUUGACCUCCCACCUGAAGAACCUGUUCCAGAAGGCACACCAGAGUCUGGCACCAGGAAGAGAAAGCGGAUUUAUGCCAAGGAAUUGUGUUACCCAUUUUCAAAUGUGCAUAGAAGAUCAUACUGUCUCUAUUCAAUAAACAUUAAACCUUUUGGUCAGACAGAUCAAAGUGUAACCAUUGAUUCUUUUACAUGUAUUAAUAAGAUUGGUUUCAUCUGUAAAGAAGGUUUACUAUGCAGCCCCUUUCCACUGUUCUUCUCAAAAUGGGGGGAUGUGAUGGUAAAUGUUAAAGAAGUUGGCCCACUGACAGACUUGGACACUAGUUUAUUUGACAAAAUUAAGAAGUUUCAUAGGCUUGUCUUUGAAAAUCUCAUAGAGUUGAAAGAAAAUUUAAUAAACUUUGACCCUGAAGAAUCUAAAUGGGAUGUGUUUGUUGUACCACUUGAUUUUUCAGAAAUCAUUGACUUGGACUUAUUGAAUGAAAUCUAUUCCUUGGACUCGAUCAAACCAGUGAUGAUGAGGUCCCACAAUCAAAGUACCAAAUUUGUAAGGUCAAAAUUUGAAGAUGGACUAAUUUAUCCACUUUAUGGCAUACCCUCUGACCAAAUGUAUUAUGUGUCACAGAUUUUUGAUGAAUUAAAUCCUUGUAAUACAUUUCCUGAGGGCAAAAAGGGAUAUGAGUCCUAUGAAAGAUACUUCCUAGAAAGGUAUGGACUAGAAAUUAAGGAUAAGAAUCAGCCAUUAUUGGAAGCAAAACACAUACCAAAGGAACUGAAUUACCUGAAGAGAAUACCAAAGAAAGCAAAAGAAAAGAAAGGGAAUUUAGUGCCACGCUUUGUUCCUGAAUUCUGUGGUAUAAUUCCUAUAAGAGCAUCAUUAUGGUGGCAAAUUAUGUGCAUGCCAUCCAUCUUCCAUCGUCUGAACAGCUUAAAUUUGAUGCAUGAAUUUAUUAUGGAAACAAAGAUCACAUCACCUGCUGUAAAGAAUAAAGUCCUUGAUUUCUCCUGGACUAGGAAAUUUAUUCAUGAGCUACUUGGCUCCUCAGAAAAUGCUGUGCCAAUAUUCUUAGACAGGAAGAAACAAGAAUACAUUCAUCCCUUCAAUAUGUUACAUGCAUUCACACUCAAAGAAGCCAGUGAAGAUAAAGACUUCAACUUAGAGAGACUUGAAUUAUUAGGCGACUCCUUCCUCAAAUUUGUCACAGGAGAAGCCCUGUUUCUAAGAGAUGAAAGUUAUCAUGAAGGAAGGCUUUCUCAGAGUCGAGGCAAAUUGGUAUGUAACAAAACCUUGUUUAGAUUGGCAUGCCAGAGAGGUCUAGAAGGAAAAAUUGCUGCAAAAGUUUUCAACCCCAAGAGGAAUGGACACAUACCGGGCUUUAUAGUAAAAGCUGAAUUUGAAGAAAGCUUGCGCUCUCAUGAAGUGCCUCAUGAUAUCUGGCAUCAGGUUCCCAACACUGUAAAGAAUGUUGGUGACUUAAAGGAGGCAGUCUAUGAUUUGAUGUCAGACGAUGCAUCCAAGGAUGAUAAAGCAGAGAAAAAGGGGUCAUGUUACAACCCAUGGACAGAGCAUGAGGUGUCUGACAAGAGCAUUGCGGAUUGUGUAGAAGCCAUAAUUGGAGCCUACCUCCUUGUGUGUGGGAAUGAGGCAGCAACCUCCUUCUUGGAUUGGCUUGGAGUUGGGGUCUUCAAGGACAACUCCUUGUUAAUGGAACCAAAGACAAUAAGAACUGCUUAUGUGUGCAAGGAGCAUGCACAAGACCUAAACAUUUUUUAUAAGAAAGCAGUCUUAGACCGACUGGAGAAGAAGAUCGGCUAUACUUUCAGGGACAGAAGCUUUAUAGUUCAAGCUGUUACACAUAGUUCAUAUGUGAACAACCAGGUGACGGACUGCUAUCAAAGAUUAGAGUUCCUAGGAGAUGCUGUGCUAGACUAUCUAGUGACGUGUCAUAUAUUUUGCCGUUUUACUGACUACUCUCCUGGUCAGCUGUCUGAUUUGCGGUCAUAUUUUGUUAAGAAUGACACUCUUGGGCUAGCAGCAGCAAAGGGAAAACUUCAUCAACACCUGUUGCACCUUAACCCAAAACUUGAAGCUUCCAUUGACAAGUUUCUGUCCAUUCUCAGUCAAGAUCCCCUAGGAGAGGAGCUAAACACAGAGGAUGAUGUGCAAGAUUGUGAUGAUGUGGACAUACCAAAAGCACUUGGGGAUAUGGUGGAAGCGAUCAUUGGUGCUGUUUACCUGGAUAGCAACAGGUCACUCAAGGUUGCGUGGCAAGUAAUAGAAAGGAUAUUAGGGGACCUGUUGAAUACCCCUAUUCAGGCAAUACAGUUGAACCCAGUGCGUCAACUGCUUGAAGAAGUACCUGGGGAAAAGCAAGUUGAGUUUGUCAAGGGCCAAGACGAUGAAAGUGGAAAGUCAUCUUAUACUGUAACGGUAAGAGGCUUUGGCACCUUCACAACUAGCGGCAAGAAUUAUCGAGUGGCAAAGAAAAAGGUGGCAGCGAUUGCACUAAAAGAAAUUUACAAGCUGCAGGCUGAAAGAGCUAUUUCACAGUUGCCUCAGCUCCCUAAAUCUCCCGUCUGAGUGCCCCUUCUGCAUUUGCUCUGUAUUUUUAUAAUAAAUGAUUUGCUUGUUGGGUUUCAUUGUAGAAAAUUAUGUUUUUAAAAAGAAAUAACUUCCUUUGUUAUUUUAGAAGACAAAAUUUUUAUGUGAUACUUGUUUAGCAAAAAUGAUCACUUAUGAAUGCCUGAAAAUGAUUACCCAUAUAAUUUUAACUGUAUGAAUGUGUAUUUUUUCAUGCUACUGUAAUAGGAAAUGGUUCUUCCCUCCAGUCCUUCUCCCUUGCAUCCCCUAUGGCUUUCCAGGGUCAAUAAGUACAGGAAAUGGGAGGCUUAAUUAAGUUGAAUGUAAAAGGCUAAAAAGUAAAUGAGCACAUCUACGUCAUCUUAAGUGUUAGACUACACACAAAAAAUAGCUGAUAUAGUCAAACAAAAGGCCAAAUAACCCUCAUUGGAAAUUUCUGUUCCUUUGUGCAUAGGGAGUUUACCCCCAGGUUAAGAACCACAGCUUUAGAAUAUAGAAAAUAUUAUAUAGUUAAGCAUCACAAUGUUCGUAUGAUUAUGAACUAUUGACUUUUGACAGGCAAUUUAAAAAAUAUAUAAGGUAAGAAAAAACUAUGUUUUAUAAAAAGGAAUCAUUAAAUUAUUUAGGAUAACAUCCCCAAGUCUUAAUAUAAAAAAAUCUUCAAGAAAUAAGUCGAUUAGGAUUUCACUGAGGUUCUCGUACUAUGCAUGUAAUUCAUUGCUUAUAUAUUAUUAGAAAGUGGUAGCAAAGAGCAUAGCUUAAUGUGUAUCUAUAAAUGCAAUUUCCCGUUAUACAACAAAUUUUUUUACUACA